ACGAGUGAUGAUCAUCACGCGGCGCUCUGACGCACCAACUUCAGCACCAAAACAAGCCCUGAACCGCGCGCGCACAGCGACAUGACCACUGUGGAGUACAGCAGCUGACAGAAAAAAAAGAAAGAAAAAAAAAAACCACGCACGGCUUUUGGAUACUGGUCCAUUUUUACGCACAUUUAUUUUUGCGUAACUUGGAGAUUUAUUUGUCAGGACGCUUUUGGAGUGCGCCAAGGGGAAGACGUGCGCGGAGGUGAAGAGGGAUUUAAGACUUUUUGCUGUUGUUGUUGGUGUUGUGCGCUCAGGAGACACACUUUGGAAUAAGGAGGCUGCUGGCGGGGAGGAGGAUGGCAGCCUGGCUCACCUUCGCGCUCGGCACCACGUUGAUGGCACAGGCAUUGGGUUCAGGCGUUUUCCAGCUCGACAUCCACGAAUUUAAAAACAACAACGGCUUGCUGACAAACGGGAGCCCGUGCAAACCGAACUGCAGGACUUAUUUUCGAAUUUGCCUGAAGAACUACCAGGCGGUGGUGUCGCCGGGCGGCUGCAUCUUUGGGAGUACAAUCACACCGGUGCUGGGGAUCAACUCUUUCAGCGCAAAGGACUCUGGCGCUUUACAAAUACCUUUCAACUUCGGAUGGCCGGGGUCCUUCUCUUUAAUAAUCGAAGCCUGGCACUCGCCUUAUGGAACGCUACCUCUUGAUGCCGACGACCCAGACCUUCUGAUCAGCUUCUUCGCCAUCAAGAGGCAGCUGGCCGUGGGCGCAGACUGGUCUCAGGACACGCAAAUUGGGAAGCAGACGGAACUGAGCUACUCUUACCGCGUCAUCUGCAACGAAACCUACUUCGGGGAAAGUUGUUCCAAGAAAUGCCUGCCCAGGGACGACCAGUUUGGACACUACACCUGCACUCGUGAAGGGCAGGUGUCCUGCCUACCGGGAUGGAAGGGAACAUACUGCGAGGAAGCGAUCUGUCUGGAGGGCUGCAGUGAGAGUAACGGAAACUGCUCCAAACCCGGCGAGUGUGUGUGCAGAAAAGGAUGGCAAGGCACAUUCUGCGACGAGUGUCAGAAGUAUCCAGCCUGUAAGCACGGCACCUGCCAGGUGGCGUGGCAGUGCAACUGCCAGGAGGGUUGGGGAGGCCUAUUAUGUGAUCAAGAUUUGAAUUUCUGCACACAUCACCAUCCAUGUGUGAAUGGCGCCACCUGCAUGAAUACAGGCCAGGGCAGCUACACGUGCACGUGCCUACCAGGGUUGACAGGGGUCAACUGUGAGCUGGAGAUGCAGGAAUGUGACAGAAACCCCUGCAGGAAUGGAGGCAUAUGCACAAAUCUGGAGUCCGGCUACAAGUGUGCAUGUCUCCAGGGUUUUGAAGGCACCCACUGUGAGCACAACGUGCUAACGUGUGCCGACUCACCGUGCUUCCACGGUGGCAAAUGCUGGGAGAAAGACGGCGGCCACAGCUACAUGUGCGAGUGUCCCCGCGGCUACACUGGACUCAACUGUGAAAAGAGAGUGGACAAGUGCACGUCGCUUCCCUGUGCAAAUGGUGGUCUGUGUCUGAUACAUGGCGGAAUUCGUGUCUGCAGUUGCCGCGCGGGUUUUACUGGCCAGCGUUGUGAAAUCAACAUCAACGAAUGUGCUGGAAACCCAUGCAUCAAUGGAGGCACCUGCCAAGACCGAAUCAAUGACUAUACCUGCGACUGUCCUCCAGGAUAUGGUGGACGCAACUGCGAUAAAGUUCUGGAUGAGUGCUCCGUUCGCCCUUGCCUCAACGGGGGUCUUUGCACUGGAGGUGGAGGUCCAGGAGAACCCCCGGCUUCUUGCAUCUGCUCCCCAGGCUUCACUGGACAACGCUGCGAGGUCUUCACUGCAGUGACCUCCCCAGUGGCCAAUGGGGAUGUUCAGGACGGCUUCCAGUGGGCGGCAGUCUCUCUGGCUGUGGGGCUGGUAGCCCUGUUGGUGCUGUUGUGCAUGGUGGGCUUGGCAUUGAGACACAUCCACAGGCAAGCCCAAAGGGACAGGAGCGACACAGAGACCAUGAACAACAUAUCCAACGUUCAGAAGGACAACCUCAUUCCAGCUUCUCAGCUGAAAAACACCAACCAGAAAAUUAGUCUGGAGGUGGACUGCGAUUCAGAGAAAUUGAACUUUAUCCAUAAAAACUAUCAUUUGGAUUCUUACAACUCUAAUUCUAAAGAGUUAAAGGAUGAAAAAACACAAGAAGAUAAAAGUCUUAUUUAUGACAAGAGUUUAGAAGACAAAAUGCCCUUGAGUAGAAUGUACAGUGAAAAACCAGAGUGUAGGAUAUCAACUAUAUGUUCCUCUCGAGACUCCAUGUACCAGUCGGUCUUUGUUAUAGCAGAGGAGCGGCGGGAAUGCGUCAUAGCAACUGAGGUAUAAACUGUGAGAGUGAGUGAGGACAAAGACACAAUCAAGGCAGAAUGUUCCAUUCUGGAUUGUUUACAAAUGCCAAGAAGAGGCUGGACGUAGUUUUGGAGACGUCCCCUGCUGCUCUGGAACACUUGAGGACAGAAUCGAGAAACUUGUCCGUAUGCAAGAACAUGUACAGUGAUGGAUCUCUGCCCGGGAAACUGACUGAUGGCCAUCCUGGGCGGGAAAAGGUGGAUUUAUUUGCCUCGUGCACUGGACCCAGCCUUGUGUGAUAAUCAUGGUGACAGCCAACCAAUCAGAAAAAAAGAACAUAAAACACGGUGCCUGAGAUUUAACCCCUUCAAUCCCCACGUUGACCCGAGACGCUCCUGCAAGCUCCGCCUCCUAUGCAAGACUCAGGGUCGAGACGAGCCGACUCGCCCGUCGCCAGAAUCCAACCUCAGCAGUUCAUCGUUAGCUGCCGAUCGGUCGGACUCCUCCAUGCCAUGAUGAAGAUUGUUCGCAGCCCAAAUUCACUAGAAGCCUUAAAAACGGGGGUUUGAACUUUAAUUUGUGCCCUUGUAUCUUCUUGGAUCAUUUGCACUACAAAAAGACACACAAAAAAAAGUGGGUAGGAGGAAAAAAAAAUGCUUUCCAAAAACAACAGGGCUUUGAGGAGAAAAAAAAAACAACAACACAGAAGCACAACGUGCCACCAAAAUCCAAGAAAAAGUCAAGUGUGCAUAGAAUGUUGUUUUUUGAAUGCAACCCAAGUGAAGAAUACAAAGAGACUGUCACACCACUGCCUGCCUAUAACACAAUUCAAAAUGCAGAACCAAUAAUGUAAUUUUUAAAAGAAGUGAUUAUUUCCAGAGUUUAAUUUAAAUGACACACUGCUCUUUAUAUGUUUUAUAUUAUUUUGUAUAUAAUGCAUAUUUAUAAGGACCAAACAUCUGAUGAAUAAAGCUUCCUUGAAAACUG
Molecule: messenger RNA, 3350 nt
Organism: Thalassophryne amazonica
Lineage: Eukaryota; Metazoa; Chordata; Actinopteri; Batrachoidiformes; Batrachoididae
Gene: dll4
Product: delta-like 4 (Drosophila)
Exons: 11
Coding region: 345-2399 (684 amino acids)
Biological process (GO): Notch signaling pathway; multicellular organism development; cell communication
Cellular component (GO): membrane
Molecular function (GO): calcium ion binding
Source: RefSeq, a predicted model, not a curated record